Plutella xylostella (diamondback moth) is the source of this 1571-nucleotide messenger RNA. Its product is annotated as G-protein coupled receptor Mth2-like. NCBI's taxonomy places the organism in Eukaryota, Metazoa, Arthropoda, Insecta, Lepidoptera, Plutellidae. Gene Ontology annotation, cellular component: plasma membrane. Gene Ontology annotation, biological process: G protein-coupled receptor signaling pathway; cell surface receptor signaling pathway. The record is from RefSeq and is a predicted model, not a curated record. Gene Ontology annotation, molecular function: G protein-coupled peptide receptor activity.
UCAAUGAAGAGAGUACAACGGUAAACCUUGACAAUGUAAAUAACAAACCAGACUGCGGAGAAAAGCCUUGCUUGAUGAAAUGCUGUCCAGACAAUCAUGUCAUUGAACGAUCUGAAAAUGAUUACAGUUGUGUGAAAGUAAAACAGAAUUACGAUUUUCCUAAUAUCAGAUUGGUCACUUACAAAGAAUACAAUAGUGUAUCGCCAACGAAUAAAACACUAAGCGAUAGCUUUGUUUUUGUGAGCCCUAAAAAGCCUUUAAACUUUACCGAUUACUUCUGCUAUCCCCUCGGUGUCAGAUUCCCUAAGAAAUCUCAUCACCUGGCUGUCGAUGGGACUUUUAUAGUGGAUAUCUUCAACUAUGCGCCCCACGAAAGAUGGACGUACCGGAAAUCCAACACAAUAUGUUUAAGCAAUAAGAUAAUUAAGAAAAGAAAUAAAAGGCUCAUCGUCUGUAUGAAAGCUGAGCCGGGCGAGACAACUGAAUCCCUUCACAUAACCGUGGGCAUGUUGAUAUCCUGCGUCUUCCUGGGCCUAGUUCUGGUGGUGUAUGCCCUACUGCCGAAGCUGAGGAAUCUUCGAGGACUAAUCCUGAUGUCAUGGGUGGCCAGCCUAAUGUUCGGUUUUCUGCUACACGCCACCCUCAACAUACUAACUGACACCGGCAACGCCUCUAGUCUAAUCUGCAACAACAUUACACUAAUAGCGUACUUCCUGAUACUAUCCAGCUUCUUUUGGCUAAACGUGAUGUCGUACGAUAUCUUCUGGACCUUCAGGGGCUUCGCUAAAGCUCGCGCGAUCAACCGGCGCGGCGAGUGGUGCAAGUACCUGACGUACUGCGUCUACUCGUGGGGCAUCCCGGCGGCGAUGACGGCGGCGAUGGUGGCGGUAGACCGCGCCGACCUGCAGCGCUGGCCCUGGCUCGUGCAGCCGCACAUCGACAACUUCUGCUUCCUGAUCGAGGCGAGCCGCUUCUACUACAUGCACGUGCCCAUGCUGGUGCUGCUGGCGAGCAACGCGCUGCUGUUCGUACUGACGGUGUACAACAUGGUGCGUAUGUCGCGCGGGCUGGGCCUGCUGGACCGCGCCGCCGCCGCCGCCGGCACCCCCGCCGCGCACGUCUCGCAGAAACAACGCUUCAUCCUGUACAUCAAGCUCUCAGUCGUGAUGGGAGUCAGUUGGAUUUUGGAAGUAGUGAGCGCCUUGAAGCCUGACGUGAAGCUGUUCUUGAUUUCGGAUGCGUACAACCUGGCUAUAGGAGUGAUUAUUUUCUACAUAUUCGUCUGCAAGGCGAGUAUUUGGAGACAGCUCCGUAUGAAGUUCGGCAAGCGCUACAAGUGGGGUCCGGGGGGCGCGCUGGACGUGUGGCGCGGGCGGUCGCGUCCGUCGUCCUCGGCCACGGCGUCCACGGCAUCCACGGCGUCCACGGCUAGCACGGAGGCCACGGAGAGUACCCACGUGUUUGUGGAGGUGCCGCUAGCCGUGUGCCACGCGCCGCACGGGCCGCACCGGUAUGACAAAAUGCAUCGAUACUAAGUACGGAAUUACUUGAUAAAUAUUGUAUUUUUAUUG